Molecule: messenger RNA, 1686 nt
Organism: Acanthochromis polyacanthus (spiny chromis)
Lineage: Eukaryota; Metazoa; Chordata; Actinopteri; Pomacentridae
Product: cis-aconitate decarboxylase-like
Exons: 5
Coding region: 169-1683 (504 amino acids)
Molecular function (GO): lyase activity
Source: RefSeq, a predicted model, not a curated record
AAAAGGAUUUUCAAGAACUUUUUGAAAAGUUGAAGAGAUUUCAUAUACUGUGCCACACCUGUUACAGCUCUCUGUGAACAGUGUGUACAGUGAUGCCAAUGUUCAAUAAGAUUAACUUCAUCUGUGUCUGACAAACAUACCUAUAAAUCACAUGAUCAGACUGAAUUAAUGAUAAUGGUGUUGUGUUCAACUUUCUAUCCUUGUGUUCCACAGAAAACUAUUGGAGCGAUGUGGGCUGUCAGUGGAAUGCAUAAGUCUGCAGUGAAAGUCUUGCCUCAUCCAGCCCUUGAAGACACAGUCACAGCCAGUUUUGGGAAGUUCAUCAGUGAAAUUAAGCCCCAGCACUUGUCUGCUGUGGUGCUCCAGCGCAGUAAAAGGAUGGUGUUGGACAGCAUCGGAGUUGGUCUGAUUGGAAGCACAACAGACGUGUUUGAACUGGCCCUACAGCACUGCCAGCACAUGUAUGCUCCUGAUGACAUCAGCUCUGUGUACGGACGCACAGGCACCAGACUGUCCCCAACACUGGCAGCUUUUGUCAACGGAGUGGCGACUCACUCCAUGGACUUUGAUGAUACGUGGCACCCUGCCACUCAUCCCUCAGGAGCCGUCCUUCCUGCUGUGCUGGCUCUCAGUGACAUGAUGCCACCUAACAAUAAGCCCAGUGGUCUGGACUUCUUGCUGGCAUUCAACGUCGGCAUUGAGAUUCAGGGUCGACUAAUGAGGUUCUCUAAUGAGGCCCACAACAUUCCCAAGAGGUUUCACCCUCCCAGUGUGGUCGGGACUAUGGGCAGUGCAGCCGCCUGUGCUCGCCUCUUGUCUCUGGAUCCCUCCCGGAGCAGUCAUGCCUUAGCUAUAGCUGCUUCUCUUGCUGGAGCUCCGAUGGCUAAUGCUGCCACUCAGUCUAAACCUCUGCACAUCGGCAAUGCUUCACGUUUGGGACUGGAAGCUGCCCUGCUGGCCUCCCGAGGCCUCGAGGCGAGUCCUCUGGUCCUGGAUGCUGUUGCAGGGGUGGCCGGCUUCAACGCCUUUUACGAAGACUAUGUGCCACAGCCUUUAGAGUCACCCAGUGAUGAUGGCCACAUGUUUCUGCUCGAGGAGCAGGACAUGGGCUUCAAGCGCUUCCCCGCCCAUCUGGGGAUGCACUGGGUGGCCGAUGCUGCAGCCUCGAUCCAUAAGGUUCUUGUGGGAGUCGGUCCCGGCUCCAUGUCCACAGCUCAAGUGCAGGACAUCCUGCUCCGAGUCCCCCAGUCCAAAUACAUCAACAGGCCUUUCCCAGAGUCUGAGCACGAGGCACGCCACUCCUUCCAGUUCAACGCCUGCAGCGCUCUCCUGGACGGCGAGGUGACCGUGCAGUCCUUCACCCCUGCUGCCAUUAGCCGCCCCGACCUGCUCUCUCUGCUGAGUCGUGUUCGAGUGGAGCAUCCCCAUGACAACCCCGCCAAUUUCAACCGCAUGUAUGGUGAAGUCCAGGUCACACUUGUCGGGGGAGACAUACUGAAGGGACGCUGCGACACCUUCUAUGGCCACUGGCGAAACCCUCUGACCAACGAGAGUCUGAGGAAGAAGUUCAGGAACAACGCAGAGGUGGUGCUUCCCUCAGAGAAGGUGGAGAUGCUGAUUGAUGUGGUGGAGGAGCUGGACAGACUCGGGGACUGCAGGGCCCUGCUGUCACAGCUGCAGUGAACA